Protobothrops mucrosquamatus (brown spotted pit viper) is the source of this 1206-nucleotide messenger RNA. RefSeq names its product transmembrane protein FAM155B-like. The transcript is spliced from 5 exons. Gene Ontology annotation, molecular function: stretch-activated, monoatomic cation-selective, calcium channel activity. The coding region runs from base 1 to 1206 and encodes 401 amino acids. NCBI's taxonomy places the organism in Eukaryota, Metazoa, Chordata, Lepidosauria, Squamata, Viperidae. The record is from RefSeq and is a predicted model, not a curated record. Gene Ontology annotation, biological process: calcium ion import across plasma membrane. Gene Ontology annotation, cellular component: plasma membrane.
AUGGUGAAAAGUGAUGUCACUGCAGAAGGCAAGGAGCGCAUCAGCGAUGGCUAUCAAGAGGAAAGUUUGGCAGGAAAGAAAACAUCCCGUCCUAGUUCCAACUACUCACUUUCUCUGAUGCCCAAUCUCCACAUUCACAUAAUCUUCAAUAGACACUGCCUGAUUUCUUUGCACUCGGCCUGCUCCCGGCGGCGCCUCUUCCAGCAGGGCUCGCUGGCCGCCUUCGCCGCCGUGCCUCUGAGGCUGCCCGCGGCCGCCGCGCUCGCCGCCGCCGCCGCCGCCGCCGCCUCUCCCCAGCUGGACUUCCUGGAGGGCCACUUUCGGACCUUUCGCCUCCCCUUUUGCGAGGCUUACACGGCCUGGGACCUGCUGCUCGGCAUGGCCGGCCCGGAGAGCUUGGACUGCAGCCUGUCCAACCUGCUGCUGGAUUUCCUGUCUGCUGCCGCGGGAGCCCAGCGCGGGGAGGCCUGCAGCAGCUGCCUGGAGGCGUAUCAAAGGCUGGACCAACACGCUCAGGAAAAAUACGAGGAGUUCGAGCUUUUGCUGGAGAAAUAUCUGCAGGCCGAGGAUUAUUCUGUGCGCUCCUGCAUCAGAGACUGCAAGGCCGUCUACAAGGCUUGGCUGUGCUCUGAGUAUUUCGAUGUGACACAACUACAGUGCCAGCACCGGAUUCCAUGCAAGCAAUACUGCCUGGAGGUGGAGACUAGGUGCCCCUUUGUGUUGCCUGACAACGAUGAAUUGGUCUAUGGAGGGUUGCCUGGCUUCCUCUGUACGGGGUUGUUGGAGAACCAGUUGCCUGACCAGGAAGCAAAGUGCUGUGAUGUGCAGUGGGACUCCUGUGAUCCCCAGCCGGACCGCAGCUACAACACCUCCACCAAAUCCACAGAGUCAGAGUCAUCCCACAGCCCACGCCAGGACGCCCACCACCACCAUCACCACCAGCAGCAGCAACAACAGCAGCAGCAGCAGCAGCAACAGCAGCAGCGGCAACACUAUCAUCUGUAUUACCAUCACCACCAGUACCCACACCCGUCUCUGCUGCCGGUCUCUGCAGGGUCUCGCCUCAGCCACAGCAAAAUCCGGCUCUGCGUCCUGGUCCUUAUGCUCCUGCACACCAUGGUGUCCUUCUCCAGUGUGCACAGCAGCGAAGGGUUGAACCUGGAGGUCCUUCCCGCCGUGGAGGAGAGCAUCGCGAGAGACGAGUGA